Messenger RNA from Vitis riparia (riverbank grape), 1637 nucleotides. RefSeq names its product putative F-box protein At5g55150. The coding region runs from base 176 to 1546 and encodes 456 amino acids. Gene Ontology annotation, molecular function: protein binding. The transcript has a single exon. Lineage: Eukaryota; Viridiplantae; Streptophyta; Magnoliopsida; Vitales; Vitaceae. The record is from RefSeq and is a predicted model, not a curated record.
UUGAGAUAUAUUUUGGUAGCCCACAAUCCCAAUCCAAUUACAAUAUUAUAUAUUGCAUUAAAGCUAGGGUUUUGAGAACCAUUGCAUUAAAGCCUAGGGUUUUGUGGUUCCAUUACAUCUCAAUCAAAGCCAAAACAUCUUCUUCUGAUUCUUCCAGCUUAUUAAGAAAGUUGUUAUGGCUUUAGGUUGGGAAUCGCUUCCAGAGGCCCUUUUGGAUUCAAUAUUAGAUAAUCUAGUCCCCAUUGCAGACUGCAUCAGGUUCAGUGCAGUUUGCAGGGCAUGGCGAUGCGUUGCGGUUGAGAGUUUCCGGCGGAUACGUAGAAGCAGUAGAUAUGGUCGUCUUCAACAACAGCAACUUCCAUUACUGAUGCUUCCCGCCAAAAACAGCAGGAGGCAGAGGCGCAGUUUAUACAGUGUGACCCAGACAAGGGUUUUUGCUUUCCAGUUACCUGUUCCUUAUAACGUGAGGUUUUGCGGUUCUUCCCAUGGGUGGCUGAUUAUGGUGGAUGAUGCUUUCAAGGUAACCUUAUUCAACCCAUUCUCUGGUGAAAUCAUCAAUCUUCCUCCUAUUAGGAGAUUAGCAUUCGAAAAACGAUUUCGAGAAGAAAUCAGUGAAAUAAUCUCCAAAGGAGAGGAAUAUGAGAGACAACUGAGAGAAGAAUAUGGUGAAGAAGUAAAUAUCGAAGAAGAAGAAGAAGAAGACGACGACGACGACGAAGAAGAAGAUGUGGAAGAGUACAUGGAAGAGGAGGAAGAUGGUGGAGAAGAUGACGUGAAGGAAGAAGCCAUUGAGCGCCGUAGUGAGUAUUCCAUUCUAAAGGGUGUAUUGUCCGCAGAUCCUAGUGUAAACCCAAAGGAAUAUGUGCUGAUGGUCAUAUAUGGUUUAGAGCAGCGGCUAGCAUUCAUCAAACCAGACGAUAAGGAGUGGACUUAUCUUGACGGUAGAACUUGCUGCUUUGAGGAUCAUGACAAAACAGAUUCCCCUCCUCCUGCCAGCCUGCUAUGGCAUAUGACUGACAUUAUUUUCUACAAGCAACGAUUCUAUGCCCUCUAUUGUAUGGGUCAACUUUUAUCUUGCCAUAUCGAUACCAGUACUGGUUUCAAAGUGAAGAAGAUAACUCCACAGGAUGGCUUGGGUCCUACCUUUGCUAAGGCGUAUUUGGUUGAGUCCCUUGAAGGAGGAGACAUCUUGAGGGUUUUAAGAAGAUAUGGUAAGAACAAAAUGACUACUGGGUUUAAGAUUUAUAGACUAGCGGAUGGUUAUGGAGAUCCGGAGUGGACUGAAGUAAAGAGCUUAGGUGACUUUGCCUUGUUCUUGGGAGAGAAUCAUUCUAUCUCGGUUUCAGCUUCUGAUUACCCUGGAUGUGAACCAAAUUCCAUAUACUUUUGUGGGGAUCAUAUUCGCUGCUCGCAUAGGAGACGGAAGGACCCUUAUGAUAUUGGUGUAUUCAACUUAGAAAAUGGAAGAGUUGUAGAGAGUUACACGUUAGGCGCUAUACAGUGGUCAAUGCCACCACCCAUUUGGAUUUUGCCAACAUUCAUGUGAAGCCAAUUCAGCAUAUCAGUUGUUUCCUAGGCAGACAUGGAUGUUACAAUCUAAUUUCAUCUAUUUAUAUAUAUAUUCUUGUUUUAUGUGA